AUGAGCCGUAGUUAUUUAGAUCCACAGGUUGUUUUUCCUUCUUCGCUAUUCAAUCCGGUGUCUUUAUGAGUGUGGGAUGUGCUUAUCCUCGUCUUUACGGUAAAAUUUUCUCCGUUAUAAUGUUGUGUUUUGUUGUUAGUGUUGAAUAAUCGCGUGUUAAAGUGUGCGAAUAACAAAAAGACACCAUGGGGGUCGGUUUACCUCCUUUGGAAUUCACCGAAUGCAUGACAGACAGUCCUUAUUUUCGAGAAAAUCUACACAAACACGAACGCGAAUUAGAAAAAACUAGUCAACAAAUCAAGAGGAUCAUCAAAGAAGUCAAGGAUGUUCUAAACUCGGCUAAACAGUUGAGCAGCGCUCAGAGGUCCUUCGCGGAUUGUCUUCAAGCAUUCACUUUUGAAUGUAUCGGAGGUGCUCAAACUGACGACGAGCAAGUCAUAUGCAAAUCGCUGAAGGAAUUUGGGCAUUUAAUCAAUUCGAUCGAAGACGAGAGAGAUCGCAUGCUAGAGAAUGUCUACUCGCACGUGGUGAAACCCCUAGAAGACUUUCGCAAGAAAUACAUCGGCGGAGUGAAAAACGAAAAGAAAAAAUUCGAGAAGCAGACCGCUAAAUUCUGUCAGUGCCAAGAGAGAUAUUUAAAUCUCACGACGAAAAAACCAAACUCGCUUCAAGAGGCCGACGCUUCUGUGGAUAUGGCAGAACGCCAUUUCUUCACGGCCAGUAUGGAAUAUGUGUAUCUGAUUCAAGAAGUACAUGAACGAAAAAAGUUCGAGUUUGUAGAGACACUUUUGACGUUCCUUUUCGGAUGGCUUACUUUCUAUCAUCAGGGACAUGAAGUAGCCAAGGAUUUUCGUCCCUAUACGAUCGACUUGCAACAUAAAAUACAAAAAACACGCGCGAAUUUUGAUGACUACAGCAACAAAUUGCGUAAACGAAUGGCCGACGUUCAACACUCUGAAAAACCAGUCAAAAAAAAUAAAGGUUGUAGAGAGGGUUACCUCUUCCUUUUGGAGAAAAAGGCUUUUGGUACCACAUGGACCAAACAUUUUUGCACAUAUGACAAAGAAACUAAAGAGUUUACUAUGUUACCUUAUAAUCAGCUAACAACCAAAUCGAUUUCGCCACCUGAAACUAUGGUUUUGACGUCUUGUGUUAGGCGAAUGUCUGAUUCCAUAGACAAGAGAUUCUGUUUUGAUAUUCAAUUUAAUUCAAAACCUGGUGUUAUUCUAACUUUUCAGGCACUGUCGGAACAAGACAGGAAAGCUUGGUUGGAUAUUAUGGAUGGCAAAGAACCGACUUAUACGACUCCAGGUGUAAACAAAGCGCAAAAUUCGGAAGAAAGACUCUUAGACGAUUUAGGAAUUCAGUUUGUGAAAAAGUGUAUAGAAGUUCUGGAAAGUCGUGGUUUAGAAGAGCAAGGCAUUUAUCGCGUUGUCGGUGUAACUUCAAAAGUAAACAAAUUGCUAAACAUGGGUUUGGAUCGGAGGAAAUGUGAUAAAUUAUCCCUCGAUGAUCCCCAAGAAUGGGAAACUAAAACCAUAACGAGUGCUUUGAAAAGUUACUUACGGAACCUUCCGGAACCACUCAUGACUUACAAAUACCAUAACGGAUUUAUAGCGGCAGUUAAAAAUGAGACUCGCCAAAUGAGGAUACACGACGUGCACACUCUAAUCCAUAGGUUACCAAAAACCAACUUUGAAGUAAUAAAAAUCCUAAUUAAACAUUUAACAAAUGUUUCCGCAAAAUCUGAUAAAAAUUUGAUGACUGUGAGCAAUUUAGGUGUUUGUUUCGGUCCGACUUUGCUUCGGCCAGAGGAAGAAACAGUAGCCUCAAUCAUGGAUCUGAAAUUUUAUAACAUCGUCGUUGAAAUUUUGAUCGAAAAUUACGACAAAAUUUUCAAUAGUGAGCCUGAUAAAACUCUCCCAAGCGAGAACACUUCACCUCGAAACGCUUUACCUUCAACUAACAAUUACAAACAUAUUUCCGACCAUCCAAAUUUCGGUGCUGGCGACGGUACCGAAGUUGUGUACGCGCGAACCUACAAUUCGAAUCAUUCCAAUCACGUUUCGCCGAAUUACCGACCACAAAUGACUUGUACUGUGAAGGCUUAUUACGAGGAACCUCUCACCACGAGCAUGUGUUCAAGUUUGUACAGUGUUCACGAACCAGCCAACGGUGGUUACCCUCAAAUGAGUCGGAGUGAACACAUCGGACCUAAUUGCCAACCCAUAUUACAUCAAAAAACAAUGCAACGGUUCAUACCAACAGUGUCUUCUCAGUCUGAAAGUAAUAUUCCAAAUUUACCUAGUCACAGUCCCACGUACUUCAGACCUUUCAACCGCAUUAUUUCAGUACCUAACAGUACCAGCAGUUCGAACGAAUCAGUGUCUUCGACGUCCCGCGACGGCAAUAAUUACGUCGCGACGCCUAAAAAGAGCGAAAGGUCGAGCAUCUACAUGGCUUACCCUAAAGGCUACAGGUCACCAGGUGACGUCACCCAACUGCGUAAAGAAACUAAUUAUCUAACAGCUUCUGGGAGAUCUAGUCCUUCUUUGACCCGGGUUCGGCGGGUGCGAACAUUGUAUGCGUGUUUGGGCGAACAUGACGGCGAGUUGUCUUUUGAACCGAAUCAAAUUAUAACAAACGUGAAGAGUUCUCAAGAGCCAGGUUGGUUGGAGGGGACUUUGAACGGGAAAACUGGGCUAAUACCGGAGAACUAUGUGGAAAUUUUGCCCUGACAGACCGGCUCAUUGUCGAAAAUUUCCACGAGUCUGCGUCAUGGCCUCUGCAAAGCUUUACAUUUACACAAUUCCGAUCCUGAAUUAGUACAAGAAAAUCCCCGUUUGAAUUUGCAUAGACAAAGUCUGGACAGCGGCAGAUCGUUGCUACGACAAGCGAGUACCGAGCGAAAAAGCUCGACUUGAGCAUAUCACAACUCAGAAGGUCCCAAAUUAACACCAUUUAUAUGUAUAUUUACGUGUAAAUAAGAGCAUAACCCGGUAUCCUUUUUAAUUUGUGAUUAACGCCACCUUGGAGUAAUAAAAAAACUAGAUUUUUUGUUAUGUUUUGAAUUAUUUUUAUAAAGUAUUAUACACGUUCUGUGAUAGUAAGACAGACUGGCACCUCUUAGAAGUAUGUUACAUCAGCCAUACGUAUCCUGUAUAUUGUAAAAUAAUUUUUGAUUGUAUAAUUUGUGGGUGUGUCUUGUCAUUGGUACCUUUAGAAUUGAGGGACCAUAACCCUGAAACACCAAUUGUCUCAUAUCAAUUGUGACUGCCUAAGGAAGUAAUAAUGUAAAAAUCCAAUUCAAUAGUUACCUAAUUAAAUGUAACAUUAAUUGUGUCCUUCAAUGUACAAGUCUUUAAAUUGCAUUUGUUGUUUUAGUUUAUUUAAUCCACAAACACAUUUAUUAUUUGUGAUACAACUAAGUGUGUUUACCA
This is a messenger RNA of Tribolium madens (black flour beetle), 3440 nucleotides long. It is a transcript of the gene Graf, whose product is annotated as rho GTPase-activating protein 26. Gene Ontology annotation, biological process: signal transduction. The record is from RefSeq and is a predicted model, not a curated record. Gene Ontology annotation, cellular component: cytoplasm. NCBI's taxonomy places the organism in Eukaryota, Metazoa, Arthropoda, Insecta, Coleoptera, Tenebrionidae. Gene Ontology annotation, molecular function: protein binding; GTPase activator activity. Bases 186 to 2738 code for a protein of 850 amino acids. The transcript is spliced from 14 exons.